Spodoptera frugiperda (fall armyworm) is the source of this 3530-nucleotide messenger RNA. Its product is annotated as potassium channel subfamily K member 1. Gene Ontology annotation, cellular component: membrane. The record is from RefSeq and is a predicted model, not a curated record. Gene Ontology annotation, molecular function: potassium ion leak channel activity. NCBI's taxonomy places the organism in Eukaryota, Metazoa, Arthropoda, Insecta, Lepidoptera, Noctuidae. Bases 469 to 1674 code for a protein of 401 amino acids. Gene Ontology annotation, biological process: potassium ion transmembrane transport; stabilization of membrane potential. The transcript is spliced from 5 exons.
UGAACCGACUCCUACGCUCAGUCUGACGACGGUCACUGUCGCGAUCGCCACGAACAAACAUUUCUACGGCUUCCGCCAUACUUAAACUAACACAGUUCCUCUAAAAUGCAUCAAAAUGGUGAUAUUUAAACUGGAAAAUUGUCGCCGUGAUACUAAAGUGACGGAAAUAUUCGCGCUUUUCGUUGAACCUAAUCAUCCGAAGAGGUUUUUUAAAUACAGUUGACCGUAAACCCGAGUGUUCCGGGAUUAUCGGUUUGUGUUCUGGAACGCGUUGGACUACCUACAAACCAAAUAGGUAAACUGACCGCGCCAGAGUAACGUUCAGUGUUCUCUAUUCAAAUUUAAAAUCGUGUUCGAAAUUGACUAUGGAUUUUUGAUUGUUUAUAAAAAAAGAAACUUUAUUGGCUACGUUCGUGAGUGAAAAAUAUAAAAAUUAAAAUUGAUAAUUUGACAUUGGAAUCUCGAAAAAUGGAGAAGCAAGCUGGGAAUAAGUAUAAGCGGAUUUACUCGUACGGGAGUAUGAGCUCGAGGAGUGAUGACGACAUGGUGGUGCACAGCCAACUGUUUCCUUACCAUAAGAAAAUGGUUGUAGAAAGGGAGAUUUUGUAUGAGGAAGAACAUCCUCCAUUCCAGCCCUUGAUUGCCACCACGAGGUUAUUCGGAAAGGCAAGGUUCACGUGCCUACUGCUGUUCUACGUGGUCUUUUACAUUGUCUACUUGGCAUCAGGGGCUCUGGUCUUCUCAGCAUUAGAAGCUCCCAUGGAGAAUCAGAUACGGCUUGAAUUGAUACGGGCUAAGCAAGACUUUUUGACGAAAUAUCCGGAUAUUAUAGACGAUGACCUGGAGCUGUUGCUGGAUGAAGUGGUGCGCGCGAGCAACCGCGGCGUGUCAGCUUCGAGGAACAUCACGGGAGGACCCAACUGGAGCUUUGGACAGUCGCUGUUCUUCUCGUCCACUGUUGUUACUACCAUCGGCUACGGCCACGUGACUCCGCUCUCGAAGCCUGGCAAGCUGUUCUGCAUGAUGUACGCGCUGCUCGGUAUACCCCUGACGUUGGUGCUGCUGUCGGCGUUGGUGGAGCGCCUGCUUCUGCCAGCAACUGCCUUACUACGCUCUCUCAAUGCUGCGCUAGGACAUUUGUACCGGCCCUUCACUAUACGUUUAGUGCAUCUCAUGAUUAUUGUGACAACUCUCGUGCUAUUCUUCCUGGUGGUACCAGCGUGUGUGUUUGCGUACGUGGAGCCGGACUGGGACUUCCUAGACUCGUUCUACUACUGCUUCAUAUCGCUCACCACCAUCGGACUGGGCGACUACAUCCCUGGCGACUCCCCCGGACAACCCUACCGACCUCUCUACAAAGUUGCUACCACUUGCUACCUUCUGAUCGGCCUGACAUUCCUGAUGCUGACGCUGACGGUGUUCUACGACAUCCCGCAACUGAACCUGAGCACGGUGUUCUCAUCCGUGAAGCUCGACGAUGACCCGGAGAAGAUGAGGCUCAGCGGCUCCGGAGUGAUGGGACCUGGGUAUGGGAUUGGUGGUCUGGUGAUGCGGGAUGACUACAACCACCACGACCAGCGCCGCUCCGUCGUCCACAUCCGACCACACCUCGACGACAGCCCCAGUCCCGAGGACACCACGCCCGUGCACGCCCGCGACAUACGAGUACACUAAACAAUCUGCUUCCCCACACAAUCUCGGUCGUCAUCUCGUUGGCUAGUUGGUGCUAUUGGAUGGAACAAUGUGGAACGAACAUAUUUACCCAAACUCUUCUUAUUAUUUUUUCAAAUAAAACGGUUUCGAACGUUGACGCUCGUUCUACAUUGUCGCUGGUCCGAGAAAUAGCAGCCGGCGUUACUAUUCGACGUUUGCUCAUGUCAAAAUUCCUUGAAGAUGGAAUGAAAAUUUAAAAAAUAUGAUGAACAGGCGCGGUAGUAGUUAAGUAGUUAUCUUUACUGUAAUUAAGUUAAUUAUAAGUUCGUUGUUUAAUGUUUAUUGUUAAGUUAAUUGUCAGAAACUUUAAUUGGUGUAACUAUUUACCUACCUAUCUUAUUUCGAUCCCUGCGUCGACUACCGUCCUAAAAUGCGUGUUUUAUUUUUAUUUUAGUCUUUAAAAAGAGAAUGUAACAAUGUCUGCUGGUAAAAGCUGCGAUAAUAAGACUGAGAGGUUUUUCAAAUUUUCAAACUUUUCUAAUUCAUUUUUAAGAGUUUUGUACUUACAAAAUUGCGAACAUACCUUGCGAACUGUAACGACAAAAACGAUGACGUAAACAAUGUAGUAUCUAAACAGACUGACUAACAACAUGUCCUUCUAUAUGUAUACGUUUUAAAACCCUAAAAUAUAAGAAUUUUUCUAAAUCCAUAAUAUAUCUAUUUUCAAAAUAUAAAAAAAUCUACAGCAUAUCACUUACUUAUUGAACGGUAACAGUUCAGCAAUUUAAAUUAUCCUUGCCAUAUCAAAAAAAUAAUGACAAACCUCAUCGUAACUACCACCUUUGAGUUUUUUAUAUAAAGAAGGAUCAACUAUUGUGAAAAUUCUCUAUUGUCCCUUUCAAAAUAUUAAAAUAUCGUCAUUACACGUGCUAAUCAUAUAAUUAUGCUACUUAUAUAAAUAUAAAUACGCAUAGAUAUAAAAUUUGACGUAUCAAUUAUGUGUGAUAGAUGACCAAUAACUUAGUAGAUUCAUUGGAUUUAAAAUAUUAAAUAUUUAUAUUAUUAUAAUAUCUAUAGAUAUUAAAAAAAUCAAUCUAUAUUAACUCUCAACAUAAAAUGUUCUCGGAAAAUAAAUAAAUUUUAUUAUCUAGGAUGGUAGUGCAAAAAAUUAAAUUAUAAUUAUUGUAAAAUCAAUAUUCAAAAUUAUAAGUGUUUAGAUUUGUGUAUUAAAUAUUCUAGUUUAGUGAAUGUUGCAACAUAGAAAAAUGUUUCAUUGCUAUUAGUAGUCCACACUUUUUUACUUUUUUUAUUUCUAAAGAACUGUGUGGCUGUGACAUGUUUUUCUCAAUUUUAUAAUUUGAGUCAACUUGCUUUAUAUUUAAAGUUACUUUAAAAUUUUUGAAUCGAAUUGCAAUCAAUGACAAUAUAAUCAAACUUAUGAAAAGAUUAAAAUAUAAAUACAUAGUUAUGUACCAAUAUAAUAGGUCAUACACAAAUUAUUUUGCUACUCCAAAUAGUACACUGUUUACCUUUAUUUCUCCCGCGUACGAAAUUCUAAAUCAUUUAUAAAUUUUAUUUUUAAGAAAAUUAUUUACAGGGAGCCUUUAGCACUACAUCACUUAGGAAAUAUAUACUAUCUAAUAUUAUACAAAGUAUCAAACAAAAUAUAUUGAUUGUUAGAAUAAUAUAUAACUAAGUAACUAUGAAACUAAGCAUGUUAUUGUACUCUGUGUUCGUAAAACUUCAUAAAAACUGUAUCAGAUCUUAUAGGAAAUAGCGAGUAGUGCGUAGAAAUAACACAAAAUGCCUUCAAUGGAUAUCCGCAUUAUAGAACACAACUGUAUCAAUUCGUAAAUAAAUCUGCUUGAAAAAAGUAA